CGCACGUAGUCCGGCUCGGGAAGAGAGAUAGAGAGAGAGAGAGAGACUGCUCGCUCGAGGAAAGGCGCGUUUGUAGCGUAUAUAGCCCAAAUCCCGCCUUUUGCUUUUCACCCUUCGUUAUAAAAACUUUCCUCUCUCUCUCUCUCUCUGUUUUUUUCUCUCUUUCUCCUCUCGCUGGCUUCGAGGAGGAAAAGUAAUUGGAGAAACUUUUACUGGUGCUCGGAGAAUCUAGGGUUUUAAUUUUACCUUUUCCGAUCUCCGUCGUGUAUUUCGAUCCGAUUCUCUAUUUUUUCACCUGGUUUCUUCUCUUCUGCAAGUUUAAUAUAGGAAAUGGCUUAUUAGAUUUCUGUAAUGAUGGAAGUGGGGUUCUCUCUUGUUCAGUGGUUGAUAAGUUCUGGCGCUGAUAGUCCGUUUAUAUUCGGAUGGCUUGUAACUGGAUCCUUUGGUCUUCUAGCUGUUGUGUACACGUUUCUUAAAUGGCAGAAUAAAACUUCUUUAAAUUGGGUUAAAGCUGCUGCUAGAGAGAAGAAGAAAGUAUGGAAAAGACUGAGAGUUCCACUUUCUCAUCAUCAAUGGACGGAUGAUUACGGUUGUGGGCCGCAGCCAUCCACCUGCUGCGUUUGCCUCUACUCGCUUCUUCCAGGCCAAAACGUUUCUAACAAGGCAGCUCUGAGUAUUCCCGUCCACAGAUGCUCUGUGUGCGGUGUAGCAGCUCACUUUUAUUGCUCAGGCUCUGCGGCAAAAGACUGCAAGUGUGUUGCGCAGGCCGGGUCUGACUAUGUCAGGCAUCACUGGUCUGAGCGGUGGGUUAACAUGGAUGACAAUGCUGACAUGUCUGCUUUUUGCUUCUAUUGCGAUGAACCAUGCGGGAUUCCUUUCAUUGAAGCUUCUCCAAUGUGGCACUGUCUCUGGUGCCAGCGCCUCAUACAUGUGAAGUGUCACAUGAUCAUGUCCAAGGAAUCUGGUGACGCUUGUGACCUUGGCUCUCUCAGAAGGGUGAUCCUCUCUCCAGUGCAUGUAAAAGUCAGUGAAGAAAAUGGCGUAGAUGGAGUACUGAGUACUAUUAAAAACGAGUUAGCAUCUAUACGAGGGCAUGUGAGAAGAAAACGCCACAGGGGUAAAAAUGGGAAUGCCCAAUCGAUUAGUGGUAAGCUGUUGGAGGAUUCAGCCAGUAAUCCUGUUAAAAGCCUAGUUAAUGGCCUUGUAGUGAAGAAACUACGCAGAGAUAGGAGCAUAGAUUGCUUAAAGAAGAUACCGGAUAUGCCUAAUGGUAAGGGAAUGCAGAAUGGUAUUGGGGGACCCAAACGAAGUAAAACUGCUGCUUUUAAUUUUAUGAAGAAGUAUAGCUUGGUUGAUUUGCCCCCGGAUGCAAGACCGCUUUUGGUCUUUAUUAAUGCCAAGAGUGGAGGUCAACACGGUCCUUUUCUUCAUAGGAGACUGAAUAUGCUAUUAAAUCCAGUACAGGUCUUUGAGCUUGGCUCUUGUCAAGGGCCAGAUGCUGGUCUAGACCUAUGUAGCAAAGUGAAAUACUUUAGAGUUUUGGUGUGUGGGGGAGAUGGAACAGUUGCUUGGGUGCUUGAUGCCAUAGAGAAGCGAAAUUUCGAAUCCCCUCCACCUGUCGCCAUCCUUCCGCUAGGCACAGGAAAUGAUUUAUCUAGAGUUUUGCAGUGGGGAAGAGGUGUUUCAGUAGUUGAUGGACAGGGGAGUCUAAGAACGUUUUUGCAAGACAUUGAUCAUGCUGCAGUUACAAUGCUUGAUCGCUGGAGUGUAAAGAUUAAAGAAGAGAGUACAGAAAAUUUUCCAGCAAGAGAAGGCCACAAGUUUAUGAUGAAUUACUUGGGUAUUGGCUGCGAUGCCAAGGUUGCGUAUGAAUUUCACAUGAUGCGGCAAGAAAAUCCUGAAAAGUUUUGUAGUCAGUUUGUAAAUAAAUUAAGAUAUGCUAAAGAAGGUGCGAGGGAUAUCAUGGAUCGAGCAUGUGCCGAUUUACCAUGGCAAGUAUGGCUUGAAGUUGAUGGAAAAGACAUUGAAAUCCCCAAGGAUUCACAGGGCCUAAUAGUACUAAACAUUGGAAGCUAUAUGGGUGGAGUAGAUCUAUGGCAAAAUGAUUACGAACAUGAUGAUAAUUUUAGCAUUCAGUGUAUGCACGACAAGACACUUGAGGUGGUAUGUGUCCGUGGAGCUUGGCAUCUCGGCAAACUACAGGUGGGUCUUUCUCAGGCGAGGAGGCUGGCACAGGGAAAAGUCAUAAGAAUACAUGUUUCUAGUCCUUUCCCUGUACAAAUAGAUGGAGAACCGUUUAUACAGCAACCGGGCUGCUUGGAGAUAACUCACCACGGACAGGUAUUUAUGCUAAGAAGAGCAUCGGACGAACCUCGAGGGCAUGCGGCAGCCAUAAUGAACGAGGUGUUGCUCGAUGCAGAAUGCAAAGGAGUCAUAAAUGCAUCUCAGAAGAAAGUACUUCUUCAGCAAAUGGCUCUACAUCUCUCGUAGAAAUAUAAUAUAUCCUCUCACCAAAUUUUGGCUUAACAGGAAGAGUAUAACUUACAAUCUUGACUUUUACCCACUAGAGAACCCGGGUACGAGAUUUUUUUUUUGCUUUUUUUACCCUUACUUUUGUUUUUUGUUUUUUUCCCCUUUGUGAAGAGUGUCAAUUGUAUAGUGUGCCCAUACGAAAGCCACUGAGAUUGGCUUCAAAAAGUACUGUACUAUAAGUUUCAGUUACGUGUAUAAGAAUCAGACAAGAGGACCUUUGGUUAGAUUUUUAGUUGAUGAAGCAUUUGGUUGGACAACUGCACUCUCAAAUCCACUCCCUCUUU
Thlaspi arvense is the source of this 2816-nucleotide messenger RNA. Lineage: Eukaryota; Viridiplantae; Streptophyta; Magnoliopsida; Brassicales; Brassicaceae. The record is from the annotation of a GenBank genome assembly.